Messenger RNA from Exophiala oligosperma, 1635 nucleotides. RefSeq lists its product as uncharacterized. Gene Ontology annotation, molecular function: iron ion binding; monooxygenase activity; oxidoreductase activity, acting on paired donors, with incorporation or reduction of molecular oxygen. The transcript is spliced from 2 exons. Bases 1 to 1635 code for a protein of 544 amino acids. NCBI's taxonomy places the organism in Eukaryota, Fungi, Ascomycota, Eurotiomycetes, Chaetothyriales, Herpotrichiellaceae. The record is from RefSeq and is a predicted model, not a curated record.
AUGGCCUCACAUCAGAUCCUCUCGACGCUACAUUUAGACGCCAUCCCGACAUGGCGUCUCGCCCUUGUCGGCUUCGUGGCCUUCCCCAUCCUCUUCGCCCUGGGAUUCUACUUCUGGGUCACGCCCAACUCCCUCAAAGAUUCACGACGCAAACAUCUUCCGCCGGGUCCGCCUGGUCUACCGUUUUUGGGCAAUUAUUUUGAACUCUCCAAUGCCGAGACCUUUCGGUUCCAGGCCAUGAAGUGGGCCAAGCAGUACGGCGACGUCUUUUACACCCGCAUGGGCGGCUCGGACUACGUCUACCUGUCGUCCCCGACCGCGGUCAAGGAGCUCAUGGACAAGAAGUCGGGCAUCUACUCUUCGCGCCCGCCGGCGCCCCUCGCCAGCGACGUGGCCUCGGCCGGGCGCCGCCAGCUCUUCAUGGCCUACGGUCCGCGGUACCGGGUGGUCCGCAAGAUCGCCCACGCCCUCCUCAACAUCAACGUCUCGACGAGUUACCAGCCCGUCCAGGACCUGGAGUCCAAGCAGCUCAUGUACGACCUCCUCCACGACCCGGAGCACUUUUACGACCACAACCGACGGUACUCGAACAGCGUCAUCAUGACUGUCGCGUACGGCCACCGGCAAAAGGACUGGAACGGUGCCCUGACCAAGAAGAUCUACACGGUCGUCAACAACCUCCAACUCUUCUCGACCCCGGGCGCCUUCUUGGUCGACACGUUCCCGUCCCUCCGGUACUUCCCGCAGUGGAUGUUUGGCAACUGGCGCAAGUUCGGCGAGAAGUGCUUCAAGCACGACUCGGUCGUCUAUCUGGGCCUGUGGGGAGACCUGAAGAAGGAGGUCGACGAGGGCAAAGCCAACCCUUGCUUCGCAAAGGACUUUUAUCUCAGUGACCCAAACAAGGUGGGGCUCGACGAACUCCAGGCCGCAUACCAGACCGGCGGUCUCGUCGAGGCCGGCUCCGAGACGACGUCGGCGUACCUCAAUUCGUUCAUCCUCAACAUGACCGGCAACCAGCGCGUGAUGAAGAAGGCCCAAGAGGAGAUUGACCGCGUCGUGGGCUUUGAGAGGUUGCCAGACUGGGCCGACGAACCGAACCUGCCUUAUCUCCGUGCCAUCAUCAAGGAGUUGCUGCGCAUGCGUCCACCGAACAAGUUUGGCAUCCAGCACUACACCACCGCGGACGAUUGGUACAAUGGAUAUUUCAUCCCCAAGGAUACCGUUGUUGUUUUGAAUUGGUGGGCCAUCAACUACGACCCGGAGCUAUGGGAUAAACCUGAAGAAUUCAUGCCGGAACGGUUUUUGGGCUACGACCUCCCCGCCGCCGCCUACCUGAACAUCGCCAACCCCAACGAACGUGACCACUGGUCCUACGGGGCGGGGAGGCGGGUCUGCCCCGGCGUGCACGUGGCCGAAAAGUCUUUGUUCCUCAACAUCGCGCGGGUACUGUGGGCCUUCAACAUCUCCAAAAAGGUCGGCCCGGAUGGAAAGGCCAUCGAACCAAACUCGGCAAUGGUGCCAGGUUGGAUGACGAUCCCUCAACCUUUUGAGUGUGAGAUCACUCCCAGGUCGGAGAAGAAGAAGGCAUUGAUUGAUGAGAUUUGGUUGGCCAAGAAGGCUGAACUUGGGGAGUAG